AUAUUGACACACUUGAUCUGUCUCAGGUGGGAAGCAACUCCGGCAAUACAAUUAGGGUUUCCGGACAGUUUGAGAACAAUCAGAGAAGAAGUUCGCACGAUGAAUCAAUCUGAAGACGACGGCGGGACGGUGUUGCAGCAGCUGGAGAAAUCCGUGGAGGCGAACCCAGACGACCCUUCUCUUCGCUUCGAGCUCGGUUUGUAUCUGUGGGAGAACGGCGGAGAUCCAGAGAAAGCGGCGGAGUGUUUCGUGCUGUCGGUGAAGUUGAACCCGGAGAAUGCGACGGCGUUCAAGUAUCUGGGCCAUUACUACUCACGAGUGGCGCUUGAUCAUCUCCGAGCUGCUAAGUGUUAUCAGAGAUCUGUCUCGCUGAACCCUAACGAUUCCGAUGCCGGAGAAGCUCUCUGCGAUUUGUUUGACAGAGAGGGCAAGCUGAGCUUGGAACUCGCGGUUUGCCGCGAUGCUUCUGAGAAAUCUCCUAAAGCUUUCUGGGCAUUUGCCAGAUUGGGUUACAUUCAGCUUCAUCAGAAGAAGUGGUCUGAAGCUGUUCAGAGCCUUCAGCAUGCAAUUCGAGGUUAUCCUACCGUUCCUGACUUGUGGGAAGCUCUGGGUGUUGCUUACCAAAGACUUGGAAUGUUUACGGCUGCUAUCAAGGCAUACAGCCGUGCCAUAGAACUAGAUGAGACCAGAGUUUUUGCGCUAGUUGAGAGUGCAAACAUCUUUUUGAUGCUUGGUUCAUAUAGAAAGGGUGUGGAGCAGUUUGAGCAGGCGCUGAAGAUUUUGCCUAAGAACUCAUCUGUACUAUAUGGUCUUGCUUCUGGACUGCUUAGUUGGUCAAAAGAAUGUGUAAAUUUGGGCGCAUUUAGAUGGGCAGCUUCAUUAUUGGAGGAUGCUCGUAAAGUUGCAAAAGCUAGUAGUGAGUUAGCCAGCAACAUGUCUUCUAUAUGGAAAUUGCAUGGUGAUAUUCAGCUUACGUAUGCGAGAUGCUUUCCAUGGUCUGCGGAAACUGAAAUCUCGGAAGUUGAUUCAAAGAGUUUUAAUGAUUCAGUUCAUGCUUGGAGAAGUACUUGCUCCUCAGCUGCUUUGUCUGCGAGAGCUUCUUACCAACGGGCUCUGCACUUAGCCCCUUGGCAAGCUAAUAUUUAUACCGACAUAGCCAUAGCUUCAGAUCUCAUUUCGCCUUUAGGAGAGGACUGCGAAAGCUCAAUUUCUUGGCAGCUUCAAGAGAAAAUGGCUUUGGGAGCUUUGUUACUGGAGUGUGACAACUCUGAGUUCUGGGUUGCGUUGGGUUGUCUAUCUCGUCAUAGGGCUUUGAGAUUACAUGCUUUGAUUCGGGGAUUGCAAUUAGAUGUAUCUCUUGCCAUUGCUUGGGCAUACAUGGGCCAGCUUUUCAGGCAGACAGAUGAAAUGAAAUUGGCGAAACAGGCUUUUGAUUGUGCCAGAAGCAUAGAUCCUACACUUGCGUUACCAUGGGCAGGCUCAGCUGAUGUGUAUGCUAGGGCAUCAAUAGUCGAUGAGGCUUUUGAGAGCUGCUUACGAGCUGCACAAAUAUCACCCAUUGCAGAGUUCCAAAUUGGUCUGGCAUGGCUAGCUUUGUUACAUGGUACUCUUUCAUCUCCACAGGUUUUUGCUUGCAUUGAGCAGGCAGUGCAGCAUGCUCCUUAUUCCGAACCUCUUAAUCUUCACGGCCUAGUCUGUGAGGCAAGACAGAACUAUCAAACCGCUGUUACUUCCUACAGGCUGGCACGUGCUGCCUUAACGUUUUAUCCAGCCAAUUCUUUAAAAUCUCAUGAUGGGGAAAUAUCUAUUAACUUAGCCAGAUCACUUAGCAAGGCAGGAAAUUUUAGAGAUUCAGUGAAGGAAUGUGCAGAUUUGAAGUUAAAAGGAAUGCUUGACGACAAGGGCUUGCAAAUAUAUGCUUUCUCUCUGUGGAAGAUUGGUGAAAAUGAUUUGGCUCUCUUGGUGGUUAGGGAUCUGGCUGGCAGAAUUUCUACCAUGGAAAAAACUUCAAUAGCGUUCUCAGUCAGCUUCAUUUGUAGGCUGCUUUAUUCUGUGUCGGGUUUAGAUUCUGCUAUCACCAGCAUCCAGAAGAUGCCAAAAGAUUUCUUCCAGAGUUCGAAAAUUAGCUUUAUUGUAUCGGCAAUCCAUUCUCUUGAUCAGAGUGAUAGGUUGCAAUCGAUUGUUUCAAGCACGCGUAACUAUAUAACAAUGCACGAAGAGAUCAUUGCAAUGCACUACUUGAUAGCACUCGGCAAAUUGCUGAAAACUGGUGCCGGAGAUUCCCUUGGAUUUGAUAAGGGGGUUGCUCACCUGAGAAAAGCUCUUCAUAUGUAUCCUCAUAGUAAUUUGUUAAGGAAGCUGCUAGGUUAUCUUUUGUUAGCUGGUGAAGAAAUGAAUGAUGCCUGCACCGCUAGUAGAUGCAGCAUCAUAAAUGUCUCUGAAUGUACAAAUAAAGAUGAUCUAAAAUCCGCAUUGGAUGUCCUUGGAGGAGGGGCAGUGGCCUGCAAUGUUAUCGGUAAUACAGCUCCAAGGUUCUCCUUUCCGACUUGCCAUUGCCAGUGUCUGAAUGCUCCUAUUGUUCCUGUAGAACUGCAAAGAUUUUUGCAUCAAGAACCUUGGAACUAUGGUACAAGAUACUUGCUCAUCCUAAACCUUAUGCAGAAAGCACGCGAGCAGAGAUUUCCUCGAGGGCUCUGUGGUGUUAUUGAACGGCUGAUCUCUGUGGCACUGUCCGAUGAGAUAUAUUCUGAGGAAGGCACCUCUUACGGAUAUCAAAAGUUACAGCUUCUGCUUUGUGCUUCUGAGAUCAGUUUGAAAACUAGAAAUAUAGUUGCCUCCAUCAGCCAUGCUCAAAAGGCUUCUUCCCUUCCCCUUCCCGAUAGCUACCUGUUUUACGGACAUUUGCAACUAUGCCGUGCUUAUGCAGCUGAGGGUAACACCAGAAACCUGCAAGAAGAAUAUGAAUCAUGUUUGAAGCUCAAGACCGACUGUAAUAUCAGUUGGAUAUGCUUGAAGCUCAUAGCAGCUCAAUUCGAUCUGCAAAAUGAUUCAAGUAUCCUGGAGCUAAGCCUACAAGAAUGCUCAAAGGAGAAGAACUUGCAGAAAGAGUGGAUGGCAUUAUACAAUCUUGGUCUUGGCUUAGUUUGUAUCCGGAAACGGGACUUUUUCUCAGCAGAGGAGUUCCUUGCACAAGCUUGUUCAUUGGCUAAGUCAGAGAGCUGUGUACUUCUCUGUCAUGGUGUUGUCUGCAUGGAGCUGGCAAGGCAGACUAAUGACUCGAAGUUCUUGUCAAUGGCUGUGAAGAGCCUUGGCAAGGCACAAGCGAGUUCACUAGUGCCCUUGCCUAUUGUCUACUCGUUGUUGGCUCAAGCACAAGGAAGUCUUGGUUCUAAAGAGAAAUGGGAGAAGAACCUCCGUCUCGAAUGGUUCUCUUGGCCACCAGAGAUGAGACCUGCAGAGCUCUUCUUCCAGAUGCAUAUACUCGCAAGGCAAGCACAAGGGCGACGUCCCGAGACUGGAACAGGCGUGGAGAAUUUCCAAAGUACCGAGAAAUGGGUGCUUCGGGCUAUUCACACAAACCCUUCUUGUCAAAGAUACUGGAGUGUUUUGUCUAAGCUUAUACAAUGAACAAAGGAGUUUGCUUUGUAUUACAUUAACAGUGUUGAAUAUGUUUGUGUUUUCUUUUUCUUCUAUGAACCAGACAGAGAUCAUAGGAUCUUUCAUGCUUUGUGCUACGGCAUUGCCCAAUACAAACAUCAUGUCGUUUCCUUCCC
Messenger RNA from Tarenaya hassleriana, 3773 nucleotides. Its product is annotated as tetratricopeptide repeat protein SKI3. Lineage: Eukaryota; Viridiplantae; Streptophyta; Magnoliopsida; Brassicales; Cleomaceae. Gene Ontology annotation, molecular function: protein binding. The transcript is spliced from 21 exons. Gene Ontology annotation, cellular component: Ski complex. The record is from RefSeq and is a predicted model, not a curated record. Bases 100 to 3627 code for a protein of 1175 amino acids.